UGAAACCAAACAGUAUAUUUUCAAAACAAAGGGACAAAUUAGGUUCAGUUGAAAAAAAAAGGAAGUUACAAAUAUCUUUCCAGAACUUAGACGAAAAAGGGCAAAACCAUAAUAAAUGAAAAAUACUUUCAGAGUGUCCUUCACAAAAAAAACAAUUCAAAUCUAAAUCUUUUCUGGAAGUUUAAAGUGAAUCACCAAACUUUUCUUCUGAACCAUCAUGAAGCAGUUGGACUUUGACCAACAACGCAGUGGUUAAAGUCCAAGCAGCCAGUUCAUGUGUCGGCACUGACUCCUUUAAUAAAGUCUCCACUAGCAGCAGGCUAACGUUAGCCUGCUAGCCUGAGCUCCGGUAGAGUACCUGUUCCCGCGUGGGACAGCCGCCGUCCCCCGGCGGGACGUGUCCCCGGGCCGAUCCUCCGGAGCUGUGGGCUCACAGCGGCCGGACAGAGAGCCGAGACGCGCUUCAGCGCUCCGAGAGAAGCCGCCAUCACACAGCCGUUAGCAGCCGUUAGCACAGGCUGGACUUCCGGGAGCCUUCAGAGUAAGAGCCGGGGCUGGCAGAAGAAGCUGAUUUCCAGUAAAUGGAGAGGGGAGGAGCAACACUUCCUGUCUGCUCUCAGCUCAUGAGAACAGAAGUGACGAGUCAGCUCAGACUCCAUGUUGAGCACCAGAAGAGAAGAGAAGAGAAGAGAAGAGAAGAGAAGAGAAGAGAAGAGAAGAGAAGAGAAGAGAAGAGAAGAGGGAAGAGGACAAGUUGAAGCUGAGGCGACUGACUUCAGAUCAGAAGAUGAGUGGUUGUGUGGAGGAAGAGGAGGACGGAGCAGAGUCUGUAGUAUCCGGCUGUCUGUCUCUGAAGAGUGACUGCUCCAAAGAUUAUCCUCUAAACUUCAGUAAUGAACCUGGACCCUCAGACACAAAAUUUCAGUCCAGACAGAGAGCAGAGUCUGUAGUUUCUGGCUGUCAGUCUAUGAAGAGUGACCAGUCCAAAGAUUGGACUCCAUUCUUUAGUACUGAACCUGGACCCUCAGACACAAAAUUUCAGUCCAGACAGAGAGCAGAGUCUGUAGUUUCUGGCUGUCAGUCUAUGAAGAGUGAUUGGUCCAAAGGUUUACCUCUAUGGUUCAGUCCUGAACCUGGACCCUCAGACACAAAGAAGAGGAGUGAUGAGGAGGAGCAGCCGUCCUGCUGUGCUUCCUGUCAGGACGUCCUGAAGGAUCCCGUCUCUACCAGCUGUGGACACUGGUUCUGCAGACGGUGCAUCAGCUCAUACUGGGACCAGUCUGCUCCACCAGGAGACUCCUCCUGUCCCCAGUGUGGACAAAGACCCAGAACCAUGCCUGUUGGUCUGCAGGAGGUUUUAGAUGAACAUAAGAUCAGUCUGUGGAGGAGAUGUGAACUUGUGACUGAAGGAAGUGAUGCAACAGGAAGUGGAACCCUCCUCAACAGGAUCUACACUCAGCUCUACAUCACAGAGGGACAGAGUGAAGAGGUUAAUACCCAACAUGAGGUGAGGCAGCUGGAGACAGCUUCCAAGAAGAAGACCGUCCACGACGCUCCAAUCAGGUGCCAGGACAUCUUUAAAGCCUUACCUGACCAACAGGGACCCAUCAGAGUGGUUCUGACGAACGGCGUCGCUGGCGUUGGAAAAACCUUCUCGGUGCAGAAGUUCAGUCUGGACUGGGCAGAGGGUUUGGAGAACCAAGAUGUCAAUGUGGUGGUUCUGCUUUCGUUCAGGGAGCUGAACUUGAUCAGAGAUGAGCAGUACAGUCUUCUGGAGCUGCUCCAUGUUUUCCAUCCAACAUUACAGAAGGUCCCAGCAGAGAAGCUCGCCGCCUCUAAACUUCUGUUCAUCUUUGACGGCCUGGAUGAAAGCAGACUUUCUCUGGAUUUCAACAACAUGGAGGUUGUGUCUGAUGUCACACAGAAGUCAUCGGUCAACGUGCUGCUGACAAACCUCAUCGAGGGGAAUCUGCUUCCCUCGGCUCUCGUCUGGAUAACUUCCCGACCCGCGGCGGCCAAUCAGAUCCCUCCUGAGUGUGUCGACAGGGUGACAGAAGUACGAGGCUUCACUGACGCCCAGAAGGAGGAGUACUUCAGGAGGAGGGUCAGUGAUGAAGAGCGCUCCAGCACAAUCAUCUCACACAUCCAGACAUCCAGGAGCCUCCACAUCAUGUGUCUGAUCCCAGUCUUCUGCUGGAUCACUGCUACAGUUCUGGACCACAUGUUGACUACAGAGAAGAGAGGAGAGCUGCCCAAGACCCUGACUGACCUGUACUCAAACUUCCUGCUGGUUCAGACCAAGAAGAAGAAGCAGAAGUAUGAUGAGGGACAUGAGACGAGUCCACAGGAGCUGACGGAGGCUGACAGAGAAGUUCUUCUGAAGCUGGGGAGGCUGGCGUUUGAACAGCUGCAGGAAGGAAACAUCAUGUUCUACCAAGAAGACCUGGAGUGGUGUGGUCUCCAUGUCACAGAGGCCUCGGUGUACUCAGGAGUUUGUACAGAGAUCUUCAGAAGAGAGAGUGUGAUCUUCCAGAAAACAGUCUACUGCUUCGUUCAUCUGAGCGUUCAGGAGUUUCUGGCUGCAGUCUACAUGUUCCACUGUUACACCACCAGCAACACAAAGGGACUGGAGGCUUUUCUGGGGAAAAACUGGAAAGACUGGGUGUCAUCUCUGGAUGUCUUCCUGAGGAGAUCCAUGGAGAUAUCCCUUUACAGUAAAAAUGGCCACCUGGACCUGUUUGUCCGCUUCCUUCAUGGCCUCUCUCUGGAGUCCAACCAGAGACUGUUAGGAGGCCUGCUGGGUCAGACAGACAACAGUCCAGAAGUCAUCCAGAGAGCCAUCAACAACCUGAAGGAGAUGAACACUGAUUGGAUCUCUCCUGACAGAAGCAUCAACAUCUUCCACUGUCUGACGGAGAUGAACGACCUCUCAGUCCAUCAGGAGAUCCAAGAGUUCCUGAAGUCGGAGAACAGAUCAGAGAAGAAACUCUCUGAGAUCCACUGCUCAGCUCUGGCUUACAUGCUGCAGAUGUCAGAGGAGGUUCUGGAUGAGUUGGACCUGUGGAAGUACUACACAUCAUGGGAGGGACGACGGAGACUGCUUCCAGCUGUGAGGAACUGCAGGAAAGCUCAACUUUCUGACUGUGGACUCUCUGAGACUAGCUGUGAAGUCGUGGCCUCAGCUCUGAAGUCCAACCCCUCCCAUCUGAGAGAGCUGCACCUGAGUAGAAACGACCUGAAGGACUCAGGAGUGAAGCGGCUAUGUGCUGGACUGGAGAGUCCAAACUGCAGACUGGAGACUCUGAGAUUGGUGGAGUGCGGUUUGUCAGGGAUCAGCUGUGCUUUUCUGGCCUCAGCUCUGAAGUCCAACCCCUCCCAUCUGAGAGAGCUGUGGCUGACUGGAAACAACCUGAAGGAUUCAGACGUGAAGCUGCUGUGUGAUCUGAAGGAGAGUCCACACUGCAGACUGGAGACUCUGAGGUGGUGGUGAUCUCCAGCAGAGUCCAGUCCAGCAUGGUCGCUGUGUUCCUCUGAUGUGACAGAGUAUCAUCAGAGGAGGUGGACUGCUCUGCUGCUGCUCUCUCCUUCUCUCUGCAGACACACUGAGACUCCUCCACACUCACACACCUCCUCCACCUGAACCUCCACCUGGACAGGAGGAGAAAACUGUCAAAACUAAAGUGUGAACUGAACCAAAGCUUCACUGAAGUCGACCAACUGAAACAGGAUUCU
Centropristis striata (black sea bass) is the source of this 3732-nucleotide messenger RNA. RefSeq names its product protein NLRC3-like. Lineage: Eukaryota; Metazoa; Chordata; Actinopteri; Perciformes; Serranidae. Gene Ontology annotation, molecular function: protein binding. The transcript has 10 exons. The record is from RefSeq and is a predicted model, not a curated record. Bases 788 to 3490 code for a protein of 900 amino acids.